CGCCCGCCUGCAGGCCUCUCCCCGCUGCCACUCGGGCGGAGCGGUCGGGCCCCGCGGCGCUGCUGGAGCCGGGGCCGUGCGGUGCAGGCGGGACCGGGCCGCUCUGCUGGAGCCAGCGCAACCGGCUGCAGCUGCUGGCGGCGGCGGCGGAGCGGCAGCGGCAGCGGCGGCGCGGCGGCAGCAUGACCCUCAAGUCGGGGCGCAGCGCCAGCGCCGGCAGCAUGCGGACGGCGCUCUCCGACCUCUACCUGGAGCACCUACUGCAGAACCGGGCCAAGCCCGAGGCUGUCCCUCAGGCCCAGAAUGCCAUGACCGAGGACAUUUACACCAACGGCUCGGCGGCCCCGGGCAGCCCGUCCCACAGCAGCGGCCGUGAGCUGCGGAAGGUUCGCCUCAUCCAGUUUGAGAAGGUCACAGAGGAGCCCAUGGGAAUCACGCUGAAGCUCAACGACAAGCAGAGCUGCAUGGUAGCCAGGAUCUUCCACGGGGGCAUGAUUCACAGACAAGGCUCCCUUCACGUGGGUGAUGAAAUCAUAGAGAUCAAUGGGCAGAGUGUCAGCAACCACUCAGUUGACCAGCUGCAGAAGAUGCUGAAAGAAACCAAGGGGAUGGUCUCAAUAAAAGUCAUUCCCAACCAGCAAAGUCGCCUCCCUGCUCUCCAGAUGUUCAUGAGAGCACAGUUUGACUACGACCCCAAAAGAGACAGCCUGAUCCCCUGCAAGGAGGCGGGGCUGAAGUUCCAGAUCGGAGACGUCAUCCAGAUCAUCAACAAGGACGACAGCAACUGGUGGCAGGGCAGGGUGGAGGGCUCCUGCUCCGAGUCAGCAGGACUCAUUCCUUCCCCAGAGCUGCAGGAGUGGCGCGUGGCGAGCGUCUCGCAGCCCAGCCGGAGCGAAUCGCCCAGCUGCAGCCCCUUCGGCAAGAAGAAGAAGUGCAAAGACAAAUACCUGGCCAAGCACAGCUCGAUUUUUGACCAGCUGGAUGUGGUUUCAUAUGAAGAGGUGGUGAGGCUGCCUGCCUUCAAGAGGAAGACUCUGGUGCUCAUUGGGGCCAGCGGCGUGGGUCGGAGCCACAUCAAGAACGCUCUGCUCAGCAGCAACCCAGAGAAGUUCAUGUACCCACCUCCAUACACCACACGCCCCCAGAAGAAGAACGAGGUGGAUGGGAAGGAUUACUUCUUCGUGUCCACCGAGGAGAUGACUCGGGACAUCCUGGCCAACGAGUUCCUGGAGUUUGGCAGCUACCAGGGAAACAUGUUUGGAACCAAGUUUGAAACAGUUCACAAGAUCCACCAGCAGGACAAAGUUGCUAUUUUGGACGUUGAGCCCCAGACCCUGAAGAUCAUCCGCACAGCUGAGCUCUCCCCAUUCAUAGUCUUCAUUGCCCCAACAGACAAGGCAGAGCAGUCAGAGGCUCUGCAGCAGCUGCAGAAGGAGUCGGAGAGCAUCCGGAGCCGCUACGCACACUACUUUGACCUCUCACUGGUCAACAAUGGGGUAGAGGAAAGCCUCCAGCUGCUGCAGGAAGCCUUUGAGCAAGCCUGCAGCUCUCCACAGUGGGUGCCCAUCUCCUGGGUCUACUGAAAGGGCAUCUGACCCCGGCUGCUUCCCAUCAACCAUCCUGCAGCCACGGGGAGAAACCUUCUCUUUAGCUUCCCCUGAUCCACACGCAGCCCAGCACAGCUCCCUUCCUCUGCUGCUCCAUGGACAUGGUCUUGGUCGACACACACACACAGACAGGGUCUUUGGAUCUCCUCUCCCAGGGGAACAGAGGACAGGGAUUGCCCAGGGGAUGUCCACUUCCCAUGGCAUGGUGUAAUGCAGUGGUAAUUUAGGGGCUACAGCAGAGCCCAGGGCACCCCCUUAGCUCAGAGCACAGCUGCCCACCUCACCGGGCAAGGAAAAGCACAGACCUGCUGUAGCACCUGGCUGCCCCCUGCACCAGUCCCAAGGGAAGUGGCAGAGCAGGGAGCCUUUCUGGGCAGCUGCCCCCUGCCCUCACAGGAGCACACCUUGCCACAAACACCUCAGAAGCCUGGCUGGUGUCCAUGAGGCUUCAAGCAGCCCAGUGCUCAGGAAGCUUCACACAGACCACCCCUGAGCUCCUCCAUCCAAGCGUCCCCUCCCCGGUGGGGAAGAGCGGAAAAAGCCAAGCCUGGAUUUGGCAAAGGUGGCGUGGAGCAUGCCACCCCCAGGCAAGUCUCACCCUGCAGCACUGUGUUGGGAGUGCUCUCAUUCACCCUGUGCAGCUGUAGUUGUGUUGACAUUCUCACCGUGCAGCUUAGAUUGUUACUGCCUGGCUGGAGAAACUCGGAGCAGCUGAGGGAACCCCGCAGGCCAAACCCCAGC
Messenger RNA from Dryobates pubescens (Downy woodpecker), 2348 nucleotides. RefSeq names its product MAGUK p55 scaffold protein 1 (gene MPP1). The record is from RefSeq and is a predicted model, not a curated record. Lineage: Eukaryota; Metazoa; Chordata; Aves; Piciformes; Picidae. Gene Ontology annotation, molecular function: signaling receptor binding. The transcript is spliced from 12 exons. Gene Ontology annotation, cellular component: plasma membrane; cell-cell junction. The coding region runs from base 183 to 1583 and encodes 466 amino acids.